GUUGUGGUGGUUACCAGUUGCUGGAACGUAAGUGCCUUGAAGCGCAUUAUUGGCCGUCCCUAACUUUACGUACAGCCAACUAAAAGAAGCGACCAAGAUUCGGGGAUCGGAAACCUAUGUAGCGAACGGAGCUACCCUUGUCCGCAUCAACAUAUCCCAAUUGCACUCUUACGCGGGCAAUCUAUAUCGCAGGUAGUUUUGAAUAUUGCGGGGAUGAGGGGUCGGACGGGGCAGCAAACAUCUACCGUCCGCAGAGUACUCUGGGAGCACUAUGAAUCUACUCUAUCACAAGCCAGAGACUGCCAGUUCGACCGUCUGUGCUUGCCGCAACGAGCCAACCACGCACGCACCACCUUUCGAAGUCACCCCUCCUCGCCCUCGUCGUCGUCGUUCCCCUCCCUCUCCCCCCCCCAUCCUCCUCCUUUCUUCCAGCCCUCCUCCUUCCCCUCCUUCCCAACAACAAACACCACUCUCGAGAGGUCUAGGUCUCACGCAGGCCACCUACAUCAAGUCGCAUACAGACAUACAUCGCAGACAGCCGUCAUUCAUCACCAUCACCGAACAUUCCAUUUCCCCCGUCCGGCCCCCGCCCCGCCCCGGCCCUGGCUGUGUCUGUGUCUGUGGGAUCAUACCAUGCCACAGUUCCCAGCUACUGCACGCUACGCGUUUCGCCUGUUUGCCUGUCUGUUCGCCGACAGGACGCCUAAACUGACCACGCUCCUACAUCCAUACAUACGCACUUCGUCCAGCCCCGCUAGUUGGAUCUACGCGCCCGUCCUCGCGACAGCCGGGAAACCCUCCCUCCCUCCCUUCCUCCCUCCCUCCCCCCUCCCCGGUACAUGCUCGCCACUCCGACUAUGUAUUUGAUUCCAAAUCCGAAUCCGCCGCAUUUCCGUGCCCUUGCGCUCACCACUGCUAUUCCCCCCCUCCUUCAGAGCCAGUAAGAAAGUAAAAUCGAAUAAAAAAAUGGCCCCCCUCCUCUUCCUCCUCCUCUGCGCCCGCUCGUAAAUCCAGCCUUCUUCAGCAGCACCUGCAUAUGCACAUGCG
Messenger RNA from Tricharina praecox, 1047 nucleotides. RefSeq lists its product as uncharacterized. Lineage: Eukaryota; Fungi; Ascomycota; Pezizomycetes; Pezizales; Pyronemataceae. The record is from RefSeq and is a predicted model, not a curated record. The transcript has a single exon. The coding region runs from base 214 to 867 and encodes 217 amino acids.